ACCCACGCUACAACAACUUGUACAUUCACAUCUACACUCAUAGAUACCAAAAUCCACCGUUAUUCACCCACCACUCACAAUCAGAACGUGUGUCCCCCUCUUCUAUCUGGAUUCUCUCACUCUUUACACCGCAACAGCCCCAUAUUCAUUCAUGUUCUGUAGCUGCUGCUGCAUCCUGCUUCUAUAUUACGCACUCUAACCACCACUUCAUCUCUAGAUCUGGAUACAAAAUCCUCACCGGAGAUGCUUCAGAAUCAACCGCCACCGGAGCUGAACCGUCCUGACGCAACCUCUGCUUUCUCGGAAGGUUCUGGUAAGUUCGAGAUAGAAGUUACUGGUGGCGAUGGUGGAGAUGAUGCUGUUGCGGUUGCUGGCGCUGGCGGUGGUGGAGUUUCUAACGGCACUGCUAAUUCUUCAGAUGGCAGGAGCAUACCUGGAUCACAUAAGUUACCUCCAGAAAUAACGAGUUCUCAUAAGUCAGAGUUAUCUUCUGGUCAACAUAAAUUGCGUAAAUUAGCAUCUGAUAUAUCGACUUCGGACAACUUAGACUCACCUUCUAGCCAACAUAAGCUGGAAAAAUCGAAAACUGAAAGGCCUAGACGCAACAACGUUCUUGCGGAAGAUGCAUCUCAAAUAUUUGAUCGAAAUAUGCCUGUUGACCAAAAGCUCAAAUUGUUAAACAGAAUUGCUACCGUAAAAAACGAUGGAACGGUAGAAUUCGAGAUGCCUGCAGAAGUUGAACCCAAUGCUUAUGAGUCUGGAAGUGUCAAAAUUCAAGAUGCAUGCAAUGAAGAUCUUGCUGACUCAGCAGAACCUCCAUGUAUUCAACCAUUACAAAUUGUAGUGCUUAUAGUUGGAACCCGUGGUGAUGUGCAGCCGUUUAUUGCCAUUGGAAAGCGUUUACAGGAAUACGGCCAUCGUGUUAGAUUAGCAACCCAUUCAAACUUCAAGGAGUUUGUGUUGACAGCUGGAUUGGAGUUUUAUCCCUUAGGUGGAGAUCCUAAAGUUCUUGCUGAAUACAUGGUUAAGAACAAAGGGUUCUUGCCCUCUGGUCCUUCAGAGAUCCCAGUUCAAAGGAGUCAAAUUAAAGACAUAAUCAAUUCGUUACUCCCGGCAUGCAAAGAACCCGAUCUCGAUACCGGAAUCCCAUUUAGAGCACAAGCGAUUAUCGCCAACCCCCCAGCAUAUGGACAUACCCAUGUUGCGGAGGCACUAAAAGUACCCAUUCAUAUAUUUUUUACAAUGCCUUGGACGCCAACUAGUGAAUUUCCUCAUCCCUUAUCCCGUGUUAAGCAACCAGCUGGAUAUAGACUGUCAUAUCAAAUUGUUGAUUCUUUAAUUUGGCUUGGAAUACGGGACAUGAUAAACGAUGUUAGGAAGAAAAAACUGAAGCUACGUCCAGUCACAUAUUUAAGUGGUUCACAUGGCUCGGAGUCUGAUAUUCCACAUGGAUAUAUAUGGAGUCCUCAUCUUGUUCCUAAGCCAAAAGAUUGGGGACCUAAGGUUGACGUGGUUGGAUUUUGUUUCCUUGAUCUCGCUUCAAACUACGAACCACCUGAAGAACUUGUGAGAUGGCUUAAAGCUGGCCCGAAGCCUAUCUACAUCGGGUUUGGUAGUCUUCCUGUUCAAGAACCCGAGAAAAUGACACAAAUAAUUGUUCAAGCUCUAGAAAUGACUGGACAAAGGGGAAUCAUCAACAAAGGCUGGGGUGGUCUUGGCAACUUGGCGGAGCCUAAGGAUUUUAUAUACGCAUUGGACAACAUCCCUCAUGACUGGCUUUUCUUACAAUGUGCAUCUGUGGUCCACCAUGGAGGUGCUGGAACAACAGCUGCCGGACUUAAAGCUGCGUGCCCGACCACAAUUGUACCGUUCUUUGGGGAUCAACCCUUUUGGGGAGAACGGGUUCAUGCCAGAGGUGUGGGUCCCCCGCCCAUACCGGUUGAUCAAUUUACGCUUCCCAAGUUAGUCGAUGCGAUUAAAUUCAUGUUAGAUCCCAAGGUGAAGGAACAAGCGGUGGAACUUGCAAAGGCAAUGGAGAAUGAGGACGGAGUGGAUGGAGCGGUGAAAGCUUUUUUACGACAUUUUCCCCGGGAAAAGUCCGAUUCAGACCCGCCACCCACAUCAUCGGGUUUAUUCUCAAUACGCAGGUGUUUUGGCUGUUCCUAGAUAUUGUUUUCAUGAUCACAUGUGUAUGUAAUCUUUCAUCAAGUAUCAUAUUUAUAUAGUAUCAUGUCUUGUUUUAGUCAUGGAUGGAUAUGCACGUUUUCUUGUAAUUUUUUCGGGUUAGGGUCAUUUUCGUCAUUUUAAAGUUUUGCGGCAAGAUUUUGGUUUAGGUUGUCAUUUUCGUCAUCUGUUUCUAAGUUGAGCAUCCUAAAUGUUAUUCUAUGUUUGAUAUUCUUAUGAUUACAUCAUUUGAUAUUUAAUAUUUGAAUUUCAAACAAA
Molecule: messenger RNA, 2442 nt
Organism: Helianthus annuus (common sunflower)
Lineage: Eukaryota; Viridiplantae; Streptophyta; Magnoliopsida; Asterales; Asteraceae
Product: sterol 3-beta-glucosyltransferase UGT80A2
Exons: 14
Coding region: 244-2166 (640 amino acids)
Biological process (GO): carbohydrate metabolic process
Molecular function (GO): UDP-glycosyltransferase activity; hexosyltransferase activity
Source: RefSeq, a predicted model, not a curated record